CACACACACACACACACACACACAGUCUCAAAAUAUGUUAAAGCUAAGUAUUACUUGUUAUUUUGUUAAAUGAUGCUUCAACUGUCCCUGAAAAACACGUCAAAGGAGUUUUACAAAUUGACUGUGAGGCAAUAUAACUUCCUACAUAAGUUAAAAAAUCAGAACUGGAAUUGGAUCUAGCAGCUCAGCUGCAAUUCAAAAAUUUGACCAAGCGAUACAUUAUUUGCCUCAUAAGUCAUAUUCAUAAAAAUAGAGGGUUACAGUAUCACACUGUGAAAUUACACUACCCACUAAGCUGCACAGUGGCAGUGCAUCUAGAACUGCUAAAUACAUUAGCCAGUUAAUAGGCUUUACCUAAAGAAUAGGAAAGAGAGGAGGAGGGAGAGCCAAAGUCAAAGGGCAUGAGGGAGGCAGGGAGGUCACUGACAAGCACUUUCAAAGUAUUUGAAUGAAAAGUGAAGUGAUUUGAAGAGGAGGAAAGAGGGGGAGGAAAAGGGAGAAAGGAGGGAAUGAGGGAGAAGAGAGUGGGGUGAACCUCCUGGAAGACAUAAAUAGGCGAAAGAGGACUUAGAGGCUUGCAGUCACUCUCCUCGACAGCCACAUCCAACGCUCUUCUCUCCCCUUCUCCUCACCUCCAGCCCUCCUCUCCACUCAUCUGCUGCAACCCUCCUUUCAUCUGGAACCCUGAACAAAAUCAGUCCUUUAUCCUUCCCCAAAAUAAACCCUCAUUAUCAUGGACAUCACAAGGAAAACCCUCUCCAUCUCUGAGGCCCUCUACCACCUGAUUGUCAUGAUGCUGACACUGGGCCGAGGCAUUCAUUCACUGCCUGUUCCUACUGACGUCCCCAUGUGCACGGCCUCAGAAACUGCCCAGUACAGGUUAACGUUUUCCGGCAAGUGGAACCAGGCAGCUUUCCCUAAACAGUAUCCUGUCUACCGUCCGCCUGCACAGUGGUCAAACCUCAUUGGGGUGACCCACAGCUCUGACUACCACAUGUGGCAGCGUAAUGAAUUUGCCAGCAAUGGAGUGAGGGAGUUUGCGGAGAAAGGCGAGGCCUGGACGCUUAUGAAGGAAGUCGAGGCGGCCGGCGAACGCAUCCAGAGUGUUUAUGGGAUCUUCUCUGCUCCCGCUGUGAUGGGGGGCACAGGCCAGAUGAACACUGAGUUUGAGGUUUUCGCCAGGCACUCCUAUCUAUCUUUUAUGGUGCAUCUCAUUCCAAGCCCGGACUGGUUUGUGGGUGUGGAGAGCUAUGACCUCUGUGAUGGCGACCAAUGGAAAGAGAACGUGUCGCUGGAGCUUUUCCCAUUUGAUGCAGGAACUGACAGCGGGUUCACCUUCUCUUCUCCCAACUUCGAGACCAUCCCACAGGACAAAAUUACACAGAUCACUUCUUCCUUCCCUAGCCACCCUGCUAACUCCUUUUACUACCCCCGCCUGAAACACCUGCCGCCCAUCGCCAAGGUAAUGCUGACAAAGAUAAAGAAGACCAAUCAGAUAAUCAGCCUGCCUAUGGAGCCUACCCAGUCCAACCAACUGCCAACAGGAAAUGAGAUUGAGGACAAGCUCAUUAAUACCCCUCUGGACUGUGAGGUGUCAGUGUGGUCUCCUUGGGGCUUGUGUAAAAGCAAGUGUGGAGACUCAGGUGUGCAGCACCGCACACGCUACAUCAUUAUGCACCCAGCCAACAAUGGAUUAGCCUGCCCCCUGUUGGAAGAAGAGAGGAAGUGCUUCCCAGACAACUGUUUAUGACUAGGCCAGGAAAGGAAGAAGAGGAAAGAGAGGAAGGAGAGGAGAGAGAAGAAAGAGAGGAAAGCCAGGAAAGGGAGGAAAGGACGAAGACAUAGAAAUAACAGUAAAAGGGAUGUGGCUUAUUCACAUGAGGCAUAAAUAUGCUAAAGCAAACUCCCUUAUUUCCUCCCUGGCUAUACCCUCUGUCUGUGGAAAUGAUUAUGUACUGAUUGUCUGAUUGUGAAAUUGCAGAAUGUCUUAUCCUCAAGACACAUUGACAGAUCUGACAGCACUAGAGAGGUGUAGUUUGGCAAAAUAGCUAUUAGACACCACUUCAGUUUUGGCAGAUUAUCUAAAUCGUCUGUGGACAGAACUAUGCUGUUUUAAACAUAGACAUCAACUAAAAACACAUUUACAGAUUAUAAUUGGGUUUUAAUUGGACAUUUCUAAAGAUCACAGAAACUUGUUUGCCCACAGUAGAUUAUAACUCCCAGCAGCUUCCAUCAAACGGAAAGCGGAUUUGGAAAUAAAUCAAUAUAAAGUAAAUGAUACUUGAUCUAAAAUCCCAAGAGAUACUUAGCAGAAAAUCAUUAUAAUAGCAGCUCUGGCACAGGGGAAAACAUGAUACCUCAAUAGUUCCAUUAUCAAAAGUAUAGUAGUACAAGCAGAAAAGUACAUCAGUACAUUAACAUCAGUGCGGUCCUCUCCGCAUUCAAAAUAUAAUAUUCACUGAGACAUAUUAGAAAUAUUAGUUCAAAAAUGUUUUGUAAAAAAACAGAUACUAAAAAUGUAGACAGAGGAUAGAGUAGCGUGGGGAAAAUUCCACAACAGAUAGCAGUUGGUCAUACGUCGGUCACAAGGUUUACCAGUUUACUAGUAUGCAUGAUGCCUCAAUAGUUCCAUUAGCAAAAGUACAGUAGUACAAGCAGAAAAGUAAGUCAGACACAUCGGUACGGUCCUCUCCGCAUUCAAGACAUAAUAUUCACAGAGACAUUGAUAGUUUUCUGAAAACAAAGAAUAUAUUUAUUAACAGGAUUUUUGCCUGUGGUGUACAGUAUAUAAAAUCUGAAAGUAUAAGUUGUAGGCCUUUAUGUUAUUGAAAUAUUAGUUCAAACAUUUUUUGUAAAAAAACAAAUGCUAAAAAUGUACAAAAAAUG
This is a messenger RNA of Etheostoma spectabile (orangethroat darter), 2886 nucleotides long. RefSeq names its product spondin 2b, extracellular matrix protein (gene spon2b). The record is from RefSeq and is a predicted model, not a curated record. Gene Ontology annotation, biological process: cell adhesion. Gene Ontology annotation, cellular component: extracellular matrix. Lineage: Eukaryota; Metazoa; Chordata; Actinopteri; Perciformes; Percidae.